Messenger RNA from Harmonia axyridis, 4777 nucleotides. RefSeq lists its product as uncharacterized. The transcript has a single exon. Lineage: Eukaryota; Metazoa; Arthropoda; Insecta; Coleoptera; Coccinellidae. The record is from RefSeq and is a predicted model, not a curated record. The coding region runs from base 444 to 4442 and encodes 1332 amino acids.
CUAACUCAUUCACAACUAGGUGUACUAAUGGAGGUGAUGGUUCUGUUAUUGCAUGAUUCUUAAUUUCAAAGCUUAUAUUAAAACUAAUAAGGUAUUGUUAUUCUUGAAUCACUGAAAUAAUAUACAUAAUUCUCGGUAAUUUGGUUAUGGAAACUGCUAGGCUAGAGCUCUAUAGAAUGACAAAGGUUCACAUACUGAUUAACUCCACUGUUUGAAGAAAUAUUCACUUUUAUGACUGACAGAUCCACGGAUAUUUCCAGAAAUCUGAAUCUAACGGAUUGAAUCCAAACACAACACCGCUCUUUCUUCAACUCGUCUGCAACAGUGAUUUCUGAGCACCAAAAAGGAAAUAACGUCAAUAUUCGCCAUACUAAUUUGAAAUAUUUUCCACAGAACAUAGCUUUCGACCAGUUUCACCAUCAUACACAGAUUCACCCUUCUCGAUGAAUCACAUUCCAAGACAAGAAAUUUUUUGUUAUCCAUUAACGGUGCAUCCGAAGCGUCAAGAUGUUUUUGCUGAAUAUAAAAGGAGUGCGCCCACAUCAAUGGGUGCCGAAAGACCUCCUUCUCCACCGAAGAGAAGAUCUUCCAGAAAUAACACCACCUUGAGAUUAAUAACUACCAUGAAGGUGGAGAAAGAAAAACUUCCCAUGUGCAAAAGACAUGAAAUAUGCUUCACAUCAGCGUCGGAUGUCGAUAAGAGUAAAGUGAAAUAUCUACGAGAUAAAAUAACUUGCAAACUUUCAUCCACAAAAGGGAAAAAAUCAGCGAAAGUUACUGUAAGCACGAAGAAACCAAGUACUUCCAGUAGUAAAACAACUGACACAACCACUUCGACAGUCGGAGGGGAAACAACAAAAACUAUGAAGAAAACAAAACCUGAACUUUGUUGCUCGAAGGAAAGUAAGCCCUGUAAAAUUUGUGCAAAUAGAAGUGAGGUGAAAAUACCAAAAAAACCAGCUGCUAAAUCAGUGGGAACAUUCGGAACUGAGAAAAGAAAAAUAUUGAUGAAUGUUCCUAAAUUUUUUGAAGAGAAAAAAAUUACCAAAUCGACGCCAAACCUUGCUGAAGACCUCAAGAGUACAUACUCUUCCCCAAAUCUUGGCAGGAAGUCCAGUGAGUUAAGUACACAAAUCAGUGCCAGUAAAGAAGGAAAGAAAAUACUCUCUAGGGCAAGAACACCAUCUCCUCUAUAUAGCCGGAGAUCUAUCGUUAAAUCCAAAUCAACACCCAAUGUGACACCUGUUAAGUUGAGUGCUCUCAAUUCGUCGUUAGAAUCUUUGAAGUCACCAACUCUGGUUCGAAAAGAAAAACUUUUAAGAAACAAUUCGAGUUCAAAGAAGAGAAUCGAGAACAUAUCUCAUUCGCCAAAUAGAGACCAUUUAAAGAAGUCGAAAAAAGAAGAGAUAAAUGGUAAAAUAGCUAAUAAGAAGACCACCAUCAAAAAGCCAGUUAAAAAAUCUUCCGAUAAAUCAUCAAAGAUAGAGCCUGAGAGUAAAAAAGCACCAAUGAAGAAAAAGGUGGAUCCAUCGUUGGAUGAAAUACGUCAACGUCAUAAAAUUGUUCAUUCGGACAGUUUUUUUCAACAUUUGUUCUUGAAGGAUAUAGAUACCCACCCAACAAAAACUCAAAGAAAACCAUGGUUGUAUGAACAAACGAUAGAAAAAUCUAAAGAAUAUCCAAAUAGGGAUCUUGUAGCUAGAGCCAUGAAAAUUUAUUUGAAUAAUACAAAACCGGUUAGUGAGUCCAAAUUCCGAAAUAUGGACCCACGUCCUAGGUCUGUAAGUCCAAAAUCCAUAUCUUUCGACAAAAAUAUCAACUCAAAUGAAUCACUUGAUAAAGUAGGACGAAGUAUUAGUUUGCCACCAAAACUAAUUUACUUCUCUCAAACUAGCAGACCAGUGUCUCCGAUUGUGGAGAGAAAGAAUUUGGAAAUAUAUCAACCUCCAGGCUCACCGACUGUAUCAAGAUCUCCUUCUAGGAGAAAAAUCGAUGCUCUCAAACAAACUCAACAGAACAAUGUAUUCAAACUUUCUAAGAGCCCUUCAGCUAUGGCUGCUUUUAAUACAGGUGGAAAAUCAGACAGUUCUGCAUUAAAUAACAGAAGAACUAAAGAUUUUUUGAAUGAAAUAACCUAUUUCACUAGAAGAAGUUCGAAAUUCAAAGAUUUGAACGAGUUCUAUACCACUCUGGAAAAACUUGGAGAACUUGAACGUAUAGCCACAUAUAACGAAUCCAAAAUAAGAAAAAAGAGUGAGGGAGAUAUUGUAGAUUUUGACAGGUGGCAAGAAGUACAUCAAAAAGAAAGAACCGAAAAGGAGAUGAACUAUCUCUGUGAAAAACUCAAGGAGAAGGAAAAUAAUGAAGGAUUUCUCUAUCGUCCUAAAGACAUCAAGAACUAUAGAUGGAAUCGAGAAUUAGACCGUGGAUUGAGAAGUAGGGAAAAAUCUAUCGAUAACAUAAAAGGUGAAUUAGAAAGAUUGAAAUUAUAUGAUAGUUCACACAUGGAAAAGUUUUUUGCGACUGGAGACACUUACAAACCUUUAUGGAGAGGAAGUUCUGUACUAAACCUUGCCAGUCAUAUGGUGGCCAAAAGGUCUAAAUCAGAGGGAAGGGUACCGGAAAGUUAUACGAAAUGUUCUUCUUCCGAUAAAUUACUUACUGAAGGUAUAGGCAGUAGGAUUUGGAGCAGCCUAUCGAUGGAUCAAGUGAAUAUUCUCAAGGAGCAGCUCAACGAAAUAUACAACCAUAAUCAUAGUUCGAAGAAACAGAAAGUAUCGCCAGAAUUCAGCGUUUACGUUCCUGUUGAAAAUGCCCCACCAAAAUAUCUAUCAGUUCGUAGAAACUCGGAUAUUUCCAAGUCGGUCACUAUUCAAAAAGAUUCAGGAUCCAAUGAGAAAUCAGUUCUGAGUGAAACUGAUAAAAAACGUAUGUCACAAUCGUUGAGUAAGGAGAUUUUAAACAGGGUCUCAAAGCCUUCAGUAUCAGAGAAAAAGAAAUCCAAAGAAUCCAUCGGAAAGAUAAAAACAAGUAAACCCAGAGAAAUCAAAGAAGAAAGGAAUGAUACUAUCGUAAUGAACAAGAAAAAAGAUCAUGAAAUGAUCAAGACUAAUGAAGGUGGAAAAGUUCAACAAACACCAACCGAACCAAAAAACAGUAGGGACAAACAUAGAUCCAGUGAGAGCGGAAGCACAGACGAAUCAACUAAUACAGUGAUAUUUAUGGGUAAUAAAAAAGAAGACGUCAAACAAAAGGUAACCUAUUUCGAAAAAGCUCUGGAUUCAGAAGAAUACAUUCCUACGAUUCACAAACCUGCUGAGUCCGAAUUCGAAGAGGAGAAAACCGAUUAUCCUGAACCAGGCAAAUUGGGAUCUUCCAGUUCUUGCCAGGAUCUGAAAGAACUUUUCGGAGAAAAAGAAAUCAUGAGAAUGACAACAUAUCCUUUAUCUUCCACUAGAAAAUCUCAAUAUACCUCUCCUGCGCUACAAUUGCGAACGACUACCAUGAGUCCAUGCAAGCUUUCUGUGUCAGAAACCACGAGUUGCGACAGCCUGUAUAGAAGUAGGAGUCUAUCUCCUUUCUUCGAUGAACCUCAGAGUUUGUGGAGAUCCGGUGAAGUGAAAAGACUUAAGGAUAAAUUCGAAUUCGUUCAUAACUUCUACAAUAAUAGAUCCUUCAAACUAAGACGUUGUUUCAGUGACUCAAACUUAUAUAAAAAAUCUUCUAUGUUCUUACCUGCUUUGGUUAACGUUGACGUCGACUAUUUAAGAAAGAAGUAUGAAUAUCCUGUUCAUGCUGGUAGAGGUAGAAGCAGAAUAAAAAGGGGAGGGGUGGUAUCGCCUUUAUUUCUUAGGGCAGAGGAUAGGUUCAUGCCCCACAUCAAUAUAAUCAGCAAGAUCGCAACACUCUGUUCAAAGAAAUACGAUAAACCGCAUUCGCCCACAAACGAAGAUCUGUCAGAAAUUCUCAGUCUGAAGAGUGGGGAUGUGGAAAAGUUGAAGGAGAAAUUCGAUAAAUCCGGAGAUAUUUCUAUCUUGGGAAAAAUGUUUACAUCUUCUCCGGAUAUAAAAGAACUCAAAGAUAUAGCACCAUUUCUAACUGCUUCGUGGACUGCCCAUAGAUUUCCACGUACCACAGAAAAUACUAUAUCUCUAUCAUCUCCGAAAGACGAAGUGGUUUCAGUGAACGCGUCUUCCGUUCGUAAACCAGCUGUCAAAUCUUCUUCUUCUACUGUCAAGUCUUCUAUUCUCAAGCCUCACCAGAGGACACGAUCAGUGGAACUGCCAUCAGAAUCAAAGACAAAAUCAAGGACUACUUCAAGUGUAUCAAGUUCAUCACAACCCGAGUUGAACGAAGUCAGGUACAGAUCGCAUUGGACAUCAGUUAAUACCAAACCUUCGGUUACGUUCAAAGGUGUUGUAUUGAUUAUGGGAUUGCACUAAAUAGCUUUAGCCAUUCACUUACAAAUUACGAUAGGUCAUUAACUCAUGAAAGUUGUUGAUUUAACAUCAGUCAAACUGAAGUAAUCAUCAUUUAGACUAUACCCAGUAAAGAUUUUUCUUAUAGCUGCAAAUUAUUCUUUUGUAAAUAUUUUGAAAUUGUUGAUUUUAUUCUACAUGAAAUAACACUUCGAGAUGAAAAAAAAGUCUUUCACAGUAGUUUUCGAAUUAUCAGUCUACUUGGUGAUUCUUCAUUAGCUUAGCAAAUUAACUCAAACAACGAUUAUGAUUCCACAUUUUGAAUUACUGUAUUUAUAACAGAACCAGAACCUCCAGUG